AAGCCGUUUUGGCCCAACCUCUCCUUUGCAGAGCUGUGCUGCAAAAGCCGCAUUAGCUUUCCAUUGUUAGAAUGCAGGGCGGAUAUGGUGGCGGGUUUGGGUAUGGCUACCAGCAAGGGUAUGGCUACGACCCAAACAUGAUGUACCAGCAACAGCAGAUGUGGCAGCAGCAGCAGCAAGCCUACAUGGCACAGCAGCAAGGCUUUGGUCAGCCUGGAGUUGGCCCAGGCCAGCAGGGCCAGGGCUUCGGCCAGGGCUUCAACUCCAAGGGUUUUUCGGGAGAAGGCCAACAAGGUGGCAAGUCUUCUGGAGGAAAAGGUGGUUUUGGAGCAAGCGCAACUUCCGAGCGAAGUAGCAAGGGCGGCGGUGGCAAGUCCGGCAAGUCCGAGAAGAAGCCGGAACCCAAUGAAAUGACCUUGGAUCAAUAUCAAGCCGAACAGAAGAGGAAGGCAGCUGAGAGGAAGGAAAAACAGCUGAAACAGCAGGAAGAGGCUAGAGCAGCAGCAAAAGCACGGGCGGCAGCCUUUGAACGUGGCGAGCUGCCGGAGCCUGAGACCAAGGCUGAGGCCCCAAAGACGGAGCCAAAGGCGGUGCCGGCAAAAGAGGAACCCCAAGAAGUGCCGCAAGCUCAAGACGAGCCUGAGGAUUGGGAAGCAGAGGCGGAGAAGGACGAACCCAAAAUUGAAGAAAAGCCAAAAGAAAAAGAACAGGUGAAAGAGAAAGAAGCACCAAAAGAGACAGAAGAGCCGUUGCCAACGGUUAAGAAGCAAGAAAGGCAGCCUGAAGUUGCCCCUCCGCCUGAAGAAGCUGUAGAGGAGGAGGAAGAUGAGGUGAAACUGGAAUCGGGGAAAGAUUCAGAGAAGAAGAUUCCAGACCCCCGCCCACAUCUCAAUGUUGUGUUCAUUGGCCAUGUAGAUGCUGGGAAGUCCACCACAUGCGGCAACAUUUUGUUCUUGUGUGGCAUGGUGGACGACCGCACAAUCGAGAAAUACAAGCAGGAGGCAGCAGGGAAAGCAGGUGAAAGUUGGUUCCUUGCCUUCAUCAUGGACACCAGCGAGGAGGAGAAAGUCAAGGGCAAGACUGUCGAGGUGGGGCGAGCAGCCUUUGAAACUCCAAACAGGCGUUUCACAAUUCUUGAUGCUCCCGGGCACAAGUCUUACGUGCCGAAUAUGAUUGCCGGAGCAUCAGCAGCAGAUGUUGGUGUCUUGCUCAUAUCUGCCCGGAAGGGUGAGUUUGAGACUGGCUUCGAGAAAGGGGGACAGACUUGCGAACACGCACUUCUUGCCAAGACCUUAGGAGUUGACAAGCUGGUGUGCGCAGUGAAUAAGAUGGAUGACCCUACGGUGCAAUGGGACGAGAAAAGGUACAACGAGAUUGUCAAAAAGAUUGGCGCCUUCUUAAAGAAGAGUGGCUACAAGGAUGAACAAGUGAUAUUCUUACCAAUGUCCGGCUUGAUGGGUGAUAACAUCAAAGAGAAGAAGGGCACUCCUUCCUGGUAUGAAGGCCCGACCUUGCUUGACGCCCUUGACGGCAUCACAGUACUUCGCAAGGCCGAAGGACCUGUCAGAAUUCCAAUGAUGGAGGGCUACAAAGACAUGGGUGCUGUCACUGCGAUCGGAAAGGUUGAGCAGGGUACCAUAAAACCCGGCAUGAAGUGCAUCGUGAUGCCAACCUACAACAAGUGCACGGUGACCUCAGUUUUUAUCAACGACGUUGACAUGCAGUAUGCAACGUGCGGCGAAAAUGUGACCUUGAAGAUGUCAGGCAUCAGCGACGAAGAACUCAAAAAGGGCUACGUCCUUUGUGCCGACAAAACCCCAAUUCCUGUCGUCUCCAAGUUCAAAGCCACCAUCCAUGUGAUUGAGCUAGGCCCGGACAGACCUGUCAUGACUUCAGGGUAUGUUGCUGUCAUGCAUGCACACACAGCCAGUGAAGAGUGUGAGAUUCUAAAGCUCUACGAGACGAUGGUCAUCCAGACCAAAAAGAAAGAGAAGAAUCCACAGUUUGCUAGGCCGGAUUCAGUUGUUGUUUGCAGCAUCAAGCUUGCAAGACCAACAGCUGUGGAUACAUUUCAGUCUUCGCAGCAGCUGGGCCGCUUCACUCUCCGGGUGGAUGGGAGAACCAUUGCAAUUGGAAAGAUUACAGAGCUGCCCAAGACAGCUACUGAAAAUGCAUAAGCUGCCUCCAGCUAGGCCUGUAAGGCAUGUAGACUGUGAUCAAGCAUCAUCCAAACCUAGAGUCGAGAGCUGAGUGCUCAUGCCUGGUGCGUAUCAAUGCUAGGACUGCUGAUGGGAUGAUGACCUUUC
Messenger RNA from Durusdinium trenchii, 2306 nucleotides. Lineage: Eukaryota; Dinophyceae; Suessiales; Symbiodiniaceae. The record is from the annotation of a GenBank genome assembly.